Molecule: messenger RNA, 3763 nt
Organism: Porites lobata
Lineage: Eukaryota; Metazoa; Cnidaria; Anthozoa; Scleractinia; Poritidae
Source: the annotation of a GenBank genome assembly
AUGGUGGUGGUUUUUGGGAAUCGGUGUGAUAACAAGAACCAUGUUGAACUUUUUGAUCCUAACGAUCAUUCCAAAUUUGAGUGCUGGCCAGUACCUACAUGUCAAGAGGGACAGGAACCAUCUGUAAAGCCGGGGUCGGUGCAUCCAAAGGCAACAGAUGUCUCCUGUAUACCUUGUGGUCAUGGUUGGUUUUCCAAUCAUGACACUAACUUCAGAUGCCAGAAGUGUACAUCGUGUGGUAACAAGGAUGUUCGUGUAAACUGCUCGAUUUAUAGAGAUGCUGUUUGCUCAAAGAGUUGUAAAUCAAACACACAUUAUUUUAAUGAAACUGACGGUCAGUGCUACACUUGCACUGAAUGUUGUGGGAAAGACAUGUCAAACAUUGAACCACAUUGUUUAUUAGGAAAUUUGCGUGUCGGUUCAGUGAUUGGACAACAGGGAGAACUGCAUUGCAAAGUGUUAUUGUCUCAAAAAUGCGAUGAACCGUCAGAAAAUGUGUCAACUAAUAUUUCCUCUGUUAUUAAUAUAAGUAACGUUGGUGUGUUGGAGAGAAACUGUAGUAGGCCAGAGAACAAUGUCACAUUGCCAUCUACUGACAGCUAUCCUAGUACCUCAAGAGAGACACCUACAUGUAGAUGCAGUUGGAACUCACUUCCCCACAUUCUACUCAUAUGUGGCUCAAUUUUAGGGGCGGUAAUUCUGUUUUUUCUUUAUAUAAGAGAACGAAAUCGAAGAUUUUCCAGAAAUAGUUACCAGUAUCUUUCAUCUUUGGUGAGCUGCUGUCCAUGCAUGAACUCUUGCUUCCCAGGUUUGUCAGGUAUGUGUGUGGAGGAACUUAAGUAAUAUAUCCAUAAUUAAUUUAUAAUUCAGGGUUUGAGCCAGGCCGCGCCAUUGCGCCAAUCCCGCACUGCAAUUGGAAUUGUCCCUUUAAGAAACGGCCAAGGGGACAAUUUGUCCCCUUCAAAUUUUAGGGAAAAAACUUGAAAGGAAGCACACACGAAGAGAUUUAUUUCAGUACAGAAAUUGCAAGCUGAAACAGAACGUGGAAGUAUAUUUUAUCGCACCUUUAAAGUUCAUUCCAAAGUGCUGUUACGUUUCAGUCAAGCUCUACUGCUAUUUGCUGAUUCUUCGCGCGGUCGCGGAGCCGCGAAAUUCACAAAAACACGAAAAAUACCACGAAAUUCAGUAGAAAUCUUAUCAAAUACAUGUCUGUACAACAUAUUUGAAACUUAUUUCAGCUAUAGGGGCUAUUUACUUGCCGUAAACUUGCAAAUUUAUCUUGGAACUUCGUCACUGAAACGUUCUAACAGAUUGUGUUGCGAAAAACUGGGCACUAGCCAUGAUGUUAAAGGCUUUGCCAUUGGUUCAUUUCUGGAGCGUAUUUUUGUUGAAAGAGCAAAUGAUGACCUCUGUUAGAAAAACGUUAAAAAGGCUGGUCUGAUCAGCGCAAAACCGAUCGAUUUCUAGCGAAAUUUGCCUUGAAAAUAACCACAAAAUCGGCCGUUUUUUACCGAUUGCUUUUCGGUGAAGUUUGCCCCGAAAACACCUGCAAAAUCGGCCGAUUUUUCCGCGAAUUUGUCCCUAAAAAUCCCGCAAAAUUUGACUUUUUCUUCCGAGACCUAUUAGAAGCCCUGCUAAGAAGACAAACCCCUUUGCAUCAGCAGAAGGGUGUACAAAUUUCUGUCCCCCUAAAAAUGAAAAUGUCCCCCAAAAUUUUAGCCAAGGGGACAAAUUGUCCCCCAGUGAUCAAAUCCUAGCUCAAACCCUGAUAAUUUGCUAGAAAUAAUACUUUACUAACAGAAAAAUUCAUUGGUUGGCUCUGCCUCCAGAACCUUUGAGAUUCUUGGGAAACAGAAUUAACUGUUUCCCUUAGGAUCAGUCUUUAAGGUCAAUCAUUGUUCAAUAACGGAAUUAUUAUGUGGCCAGAAAGAGAACUUUUUCUUCCAGGACCAACGCGGGAAAUUCGGAGCGGGCAAGGAAGAAUUGGGCUUAUUUCACCUACUCAGGUAGCCAAUCACAACACAGUCAUGAUUCCCUUCAUCUUGUCCACUUAUGGAUUCAGCCAUUUAAUAAAUCAGCUUCUUAGGGGAUUCUUGGGGCAUUCUUUACCCUGGAAGGUGGAUGUAGGGGUGGGUUUUACAAGAACCAUUUAAAAAUAAUUCUUGUAUUAGACUUUAUUGCUUGAUUCAAGGUCUUGACUUUUUCCCACAAAUUUGGUAAUAUAGGUCCUGGAUGUAGUGCUGACUGUGAGAGGGCCAUCCUGGAAAGAAAAACCUUUGAGGAAGAACUGAAGUGCAUUCCAGAGGGUGUGUGUCAAUUAGUGUUUAUAACUGAACAUCAAUAUUUUAAUUGUCCUUGUACAUGUAGAGCCAGGCAUAAUAGAUUAAGCUCAAACUUGCUAUGUUUUGAUAAUGUUCCGUUCACUUUCUGCCUGCAGAAAUGUUAUAGUUUUUUUUUAUGCACUGUAACUAAUACCCACCAAUCACCAAUGAAACUUGUCAGGUACUCAAUGCUCAGAGAAGUCAACCUUUUUCUCCCCCAAAAUUGAAAAAGAGAAAGAUAGAUUCUGCCAAAACGUAAAUUUUAAAAAUUUAAUCUGAAGAACUUGAGCAUACAUUUUCAAGUUUGAGGAAGAUGAUUAAAUUCAAUCAGUGACACAUUUGGCUCAGAGCAUGAAAAAAUCCUAGUAUUCCCAAUACUUUACACAAGAUUGGUCCAUGUGCAAAUUAUUGUCAUUUCUUCAUUGCUUAUAAGAUGAUGAUUGGUGACUGAUAAUAUGUAAAUCAAAAUUUGACUAUCAUCCCCAUCUACAUGUAUCCCUUGAUGGGUGUCACUCACCUGCAGUAUUUUCACUUUCUCUCUCCAACCUCCACAAAAUUAAUAACCUUAUUCAUACCGCACCAAUGUCUUACUCCCAUUUGGCCUAAUCAGCGAGUCCAGGAGCAGUACCUGUAGAUUACUGUAAUCUUGAGGUUGUGGGUUUGAUUUCCACCAAACAGUUUGCUUUUGGCUUUUAAAAUGGGUCUUCUCUAGCAAUUCAAUUUUCACUUCAUGGUCAUUGUCAUUAUUUCAUCAUGGCCACCUAAGGACUGUUUUCUGUGAAUUAUCCUUCUAAAGGAGGAAAUUAAUAUUGCCUAAAAUUUUUCUAUAGCUGUCCAGAGUACAGCUAAAAAAUUCUAGAUGACCAUUCCACUCAUGUACGAUUUUCAAAGCUUGUCUAAUAAAUUACCUUUGUUUUUCUGAUGUUGAAGGUUUCUUAUUCUUUCACUUCUCGGGUUUAGUUAUCACUUUUACAAAAAGGAAACUUCAUAAUCUAAGUAAAAGGCUUAAAAUUUGGAACUACGCUUACUGAAAUUCUGCUACAUUACAUCUGCUAGUUAAAGUGUUUUUGAUUUUGUAGUGAUUGUUGAGCUCUUUUUUUAUCGGCUUUUCUCUGUUUGCAGGAGUGAAAAUUGAUGACAUAGAUUAUGAUGUUGAGUUGAUCAUUGUGAGCGGGUUGGAUGAAAAUAAGGCACAGGCCAAAAACUGGUAUGAUGUAGGGCGGAAGCUUGGACUUUCUAGAAGUGACCUCAACCAUAUAAAGAGAGAAGACCUCCGACAAGGGGGAAGUCCAACAGAGAUGUUAAUUUAUAAACUAGGUACUCUAAAAAGUGUUGUUACUGCAAGAUGUUUUGUUCAUGCGCUGCAUUACUUAGGGCGACAUGACAUUGUAAACCGUGUCUUUGACUUCUAUAGAAAUCAAGAACUCACCAGCUGUGUGUAA